Elaeis guineensis (African oil palm) is the source of this 1854-nucleotide messenger RNA. RefSeq names its product probable transcription factor GLK1. Gene Ontology annotation, biological process: positive regulation of DNA-templated transcription. NCBI's taxonomy places the organism in Eukaryota, Viridiplantae, Streptophyta, Magnoliopsida, Arecales, Arecaceae. The record is from RefSeq and is a predicted model, not a curated record. Gene Ontology annotation, molecular function: DNA-binding transcription factor activity; transcription cis-regulatory region binding. Gene Ontology annotation, cellular component: nucleus.
GCUACAGAGAGAGAGCAAGUACAACCAAAGAAAUCUCCAAGAAUUUGUGGCUGACAUCAAACCUCUCCCAACCGUAUUACUCCAGGACCCCAUUCAAGUUAAUUAAUCUAACGCUUCCAAGUCCCGUCACAAGCCCUCUCCCCCAUCCCUCUCUCCCAGACGCUGGCCAUCCACCCACUCGAUCAUCAGAGAGAAUAGGCUCCAUAAAUGCAUACAAGUUACAAUUUAGAAGAAGCUCUUUCUUAGAUCCAAUUCCCAUGCGGUUUGGUAUAUAUCACGUCGACCCCCAUGAUAACUGACCUUGUCGUGCGUCGGCCAGCGAAAUAGCUAGAACUGGACCCUUAGCCUCUAUCUGUGCCUAGCUAGAUAUCCUUUAUUUAUUUAUUUAUUUUUUGUUUUCCUGCGUUUUUUUCUAUUGGGAUGCUUCCAGUCUCACCAUUGAGAAGCUCCAAUGAAGAGGAGAGAGAUGGGGAGGUUGGGGGAAUGGUGGGGGACUUCUCCGGUGACAUCGUGCUUGAGGAUAUCAACUUUGAUGACUUUUUCAUGGGGUUCGAUGAUGGAGAGAUAUUGCCGGUCCUCGAGGUGGAUCCUGCCGAGAUCUUUGUAGAGUUCUCGGAGGGUGGAGAGGAGGACUCGUCAGGGAUGGCAAUAUCGGUGGAGUCUACAGUGGAUUCAGAUGGUGGGGGUCAGCAGAAGGGAUCAUUGGAAGGGGAGAUGAAGGUAGAGAAGGAUAUAAGUCGACGUGAAGAGGUCAUCGCUGCGACGACGAAGGAGGACCCAGGGACCAUGACAGCGGAGAUCAGGUCACCAUCAUCGGAGGUCAAUCGAGGCGGCAAGUCAUCGGCAGUGGCAACGAAGAACUCGCAGGUGAAGCGGAAAGUUAAGGUGGAUUGGACGCCGGAGCUGCAUCGGAGAUUUGUUCAGGCGGUGGAGCAGCUUGGAGUUGAUAAAGCUGUGCCCUCUAGGAUUUUAGAGCUAAUGGGGAUCGACCGCCUCACUCGACACAACGUUGCCAGCCAUCUCCAGAAAUAUAGGUCACAUCGGAAGUAUUUGCUCGCAAGAGACGCAGAGGCUGCAAGCCGAAGCCAGAGACGGCGAAUGCAUGCGGCCAGCGGUGCCACUGCAAGGAGGGACAUGAACCCAUGGCUUGCCCCUAUCAUUGGCUUCCCUGCACCACUACCACUACCACCACCUCCUCCUCCCCCUCUUUUUCAGCCUUUUAGAACCUUACGUGUUUGGGGGCACCCAACUGUAGACCCACCAUUAGUGCCCAUGUGGCCGAGAAAUCUAACCUCAUGGUCUCACACUCCGCCCUGGGCUCCUCAGCCAUCUCAACCUCCACCACAAAAUCCUCCUUAUUGGCACCAUCAUUAUCAAAAAGGCUGUAGAGUACCAUAUGUCCUAACACAAGGAACUCCUUGCUUUCCUCAAGCAUUGCCAACGACUUUUCCAGCUCCACCAGUCCCGGGUGUUCUUCCCCAUCCCUUCUAUAGACCAGUAGUUCCUCCUCCCGCCUCCAAGCACUUGGGUUCGCAGCUUCCACUCGAUGUCUAUCCUCCAAACGAACAUGUAGAUGCAGCUGUUGGAGAUGUUUUAGCAAAGCGAUUGUUGCCGUUGCCUCUCGGGUUGAAGCCUCCCUCAUUGGAGAGCGUACUGGUAGAACUACAAGGGCGAGGUGUGUCAAUAAUACCAGCAACAUCUGGUUGAAAUCAUGUCUCCAAUACUUUGGUGGUUUUCAUAGUCAAUGCAUCGAAAAUUCAUUGACGUGUCUAUCUAUAAAUCGUGUUCCUGUAAAAACUCCUUUUAACCUUUUUUAUGAGUAGGCUCACUUCAUUCAUUAGCAUUUGUAUGAAG